AUGGGAAAAUCAAAAAACCCUACCAAAAGAAAAAGCUCAGGGCAUCAUCACAAAGAUAAAUCAGGCUCUCGAACAAGAGCAGUUAACCUUGAAGGAGUUGCAGAAAAUCCUCUAAAACUCCUAAAACUCCUACACUACAAUCGACUCAUGCUAAAUCAGCAUUUUGAUGCUCGGGAGCACGCUAGACGGCGUCGUCGCGGGCUUAUCAACGGUAUCGGUUACGUAGCCAACAGCCUGUUCGGAGUAUUAGAUGAACGAUUCGCCGAACAGUACAAGUCCGAUAUACAACUUGUGAAACGUAAGGAGCAGCAUCUUGCUAACUUGAUAAAAAAUCACCAUGCCAAGAUAUAUGGCUGGAAUUAA
Arctia plantaginis is the source of this 363-nucleotide messenger RNA. Lineage: Eukaryota; Metazoa; Arthropoda; Insecta; Lepidoptera; Erebidae. The record is from the annotation of a GenBank genome assembly.